Messenger RNA from Monosiga brevicollis MX1, 636 nucleotides. RefSeq lists its product as uncharacterized. The coding region runs from base 1 to 636 and encodes 211 amino acids. NCBI's taxonomy places the organism in Eukaryota, Choanoflagellata, Craspedida, Salpingoecidae. Gene Ontology annotation, biological process: RNA processing. The transcript is spliced from 7 exons. The record is from RefSeq and is a predicted model, not a curated record. Gene Ontology annotation, molecular function: RNA methyltransferase activity.
AUGCUGGAAACAAUGAAUGGCUUGACAUUCCGCGUAUCACCGGAUGCGUUUUUCCAAGUCAACAUCCCAGCGGCGGAGGAACUCUACCGCUUGGUCGGCGACUGGGCCGGCUUGUCGCGCGAGUGCGCCCUGCUAGACAUUUGCUCUGGCACUGGCACCAUUGGGCAGCUGUAUGCCAACCGCGUCCGCCGCGUCAUUGGCUUUGAGCUGGUUGAGUCCGCCGUGGAGGAUGCGAAGCACAAUGCCGAACUCAACGGCUUGACCAAUUGCUCUUAUUUUGCUGGCCGAGCGGAAAAGACCAUGCCUGAAGUGGCUGCCCGUGUACAAGAGGAACGAGUGGUGGGCAUUGUUGACCCGCCUCGCUGCGGCUUGCGUAACGAGUUUGCCCGGGCGCUCAUGCAUGGGUCUGAUUUGAUUCUUAGGCUUGUUUAUGUGGCUUGCAACUUCAAGGCAUCUCAUACCAACAUUGUCGAUUUGUGCCGCAAAACUAGCAAGCGCUGGCAGGGUGACCCCUUCCAGUUGGUUCGUGUGCGUGCCGUUGACCUGUUCCCUCACACACCGCACAUGGAAGUGGUGCUUUUGUUGCUGCGAGGUGCAGCUCUCGAGCGCUGGCAAGCACGCCAAGCACUUGAGUAA